CCGGGAGCGCGCGCCGCCGCCGCCCCGCCUCCUUUCCGGUCCUCCAACGCGCGCGCACCCGCCCGCGGGGCACGCCCACCGCCCGAGAAGCUGCGCGCUGACAGGCGCCUCUCAGCGUCAAGCCCGCCCCUCCAUCCGCAGCCUUGCGCCGCAGCCAAUGAGCGACGAGAACGUGAGGGGCGUGGUUUCGUCACGGGAGACCCGACCCCUCCACUGUCUUCCCAUCCUUCCGCCGGAGUUGCGAGUGGGCGGUGUAGGUUGCUCACCCCCAGAGCUGCGUUUCGUGGUCAGGGGUUGGGACUGUGGGGGUCUUCAUUUUUAUGUGCCAGUCAUUUUCUAUUAAAAAGCAGCAAAACAAGGUGGUUUAGAGCCAGACCUGAUGUGUCGUGUUUAGAAGUGGUGCGUUGCAAAAACGCCUGCUUCUCUGUUCCCCUUUAUCAAAACCGGUCAAAGUUAGAAUUUAAGCUUUUUUGGAGGAUCUGGGGAAAAGGAAGAAAUGAAGCCUCCCAGGUUCUUAAAAGCAGACACAAGGCCCAGCAUUGAGUGCCUUGACUGUCCACGUCCAACCUUAGUCCAGCUCCUGUUAAUCCUCUACUUUCUGCAGAGUAAAGCUGCUGGGGAGAACAGCUGGUUGAUGUUAUGCUAAAUAUUUUCACUUCAAUAACUGAAAGGAUGACCUCCCGAACCUCAGAAUGAAAGACGACAAUCGUUGUGGAAUUACUGUAUAGUACCACAUAUAAAGAAUCUAGAGUCAGUAAGCAAUCUAUAAAUACGGAAUUAAUUUAUCAUAUGCGCAAUACCCUGAGAGUCUUUAGGUUCUGACUAUUCCUGACCUUGAAGAUACUGUCUACCAACACCUUUGUUGCUUUCACAGCUAAUGACUUUUGUAAUUAUAAAAAUAGGAUUCAGGGGGUCCAGUAAUAUGAAAUUAAUUUUUAAAAAAAUUUUUGCAUUCGUAAACCAAACUAGGUAAAUACCAUCUGUUAUCGAAUAUGAUGGAUGUAAAUCAGAAACUGAUGAUCUGACGCUAAUGUUGGCUUCUCUUGUCGAUAUUGUUGAUCUGCUUCUUUUGCGUCAUUCAUUGCCAAUUAAUUUUCCUACAAGGAUAAGGACAGGAUUAUUUCCAAUUGUUGAGCAUGUGCCUGGAAUAGUUCUAGGCCUCGGAAAUACAGCACUAAUAAGGCAGAGUCCCUGUUCAGCUGGAAUAGAGCCAAGAAACGAAAAGCGGAUUAAUUAUACACAGAGAGGUGCUUAAUUAAGUAUAAAGCCUUAAUUUUUAUCUUCUAGGUAGCCACACUUUUUUCAGUAAAGGAAAUAUCUAUCGAAUGCUUACUAUGCUGCAAGUGAUAACGGAGAUGUGUACUGAUCACUUUCUGUUCUCAUGAAGCAAGUGAAGUUAAAACAAAGUCAGGAAUUUAAAGUAUAAAACAAGUAUAAAUGCCAAUGCAAGUUAUACAAUACUAGGACUUCAAGUGAUAAAGAAACCAUAUCUGUGUUAAGGUGGGAUAAAGCAGCAUAAGCAAAGUAUUUUAACACAAUGCCUAAACAUGAAUACACAUUAUUAUUCUUGUUAUAGAAUAACUGUCUAGGAUAGGUAAUCCAAAAUAUACUGAGCUGCAAGUAUGGGUACAUCUAAGAGAUACCCAGUAAUCUGGUACAGCUAAACAAUGUAUAGUGAAAAGAGUUGCAGCAGUAAACUUGGAAAGGUAAAUUAAGGGAUUAUUGGAGAAACUAGACCACAAAGUUAGGCUUUAUAUUAAGGAAAUUACAUAGUAAGCAGGAGUGUCAUCACUACACAGGCAGCAGUCUGUCAGGUGCAUGAGCAGGGUGAACAACGGUGAUGGCAGUGGGACAGAAAAAAAGAUUUGUUGGGAUGUACUUUUCAGAGUCAAAAUCUUCAUGACUUCUGCAAAAUAUAAAAUGAAAAUAGAUUAUGAAAGUGCAGUUGAAAUUAUUGUUAGCACAGUAACAUUUUGAACAUUAGUAACCAGGAGAGCUAAAAAUACAAAGUCCAGGAAAAGAAGCAGAAUAGCAGUGAGAUAGGGCAUUCUGUUACUCUGCUGUAUUUUUCCAAAUAUUUCUUUGAAUUUCUGGAUAUUUAAUCAUAUCAUUAAUCAUAUCAUUUAAUCAUAUCAUCCACAUAGAGUUUUUUGCCUUUUUCUUUCCUAUUAUUAUAUAGCUGAUUUAUUAAUUUCAGUGACUAACAUUUUCAACAUCACCAUCAUUAUAAUACUCAAUAAUACUGGGGACAACUGUUACCUUUAUCUUGUUCUUGAGCUGAGCAAAAAAGUUCAGUUCAUUCUCCAACAUGUAAGAUGCUAGUUUUGAGAUAGAAAUAUGUGCAUGUGUGUGUGUGUGAUUGCUGAUAUUAAGAAAGUAUCCCUUGAGUCUUAUUUAAUUGGGAGGUUUUGUAUUUCUGUUUUCACAAAAGAGUUAUUUAAUUUAUGCAUGUGAAAAUUUCCAGAAGGAUGAAUCUUUUUUCCUUUUGAUUGUUUUAAAUUAAUUUCUAAUUUUAUUUUAUUUAGGCAAAGAAUGCUGUUUGUGUUAUUUCUGUUCUUUGGAUUACCAAGGUCUUCUUUGUGUACUGAAAAAUCACUUUUUUGACUACUGUAGUUUUCCAGUUAUCCAUUGAAGAUAGAUGGCAGGACCUUCAGUGGCUGACUGAAACUAUGAAACUGUAGAUAGUUUUGGACCCCAUACAUGCUAUGUCUUUUUCUGUACAUACAUGUGAUAAAGUUUAAUUUAUAAAUUAGGCACAAUAAAAGAUUAACAACAGUAAUAAUAAAAUAGAACAAUCA
This is a messenger RNA of Chinchilla lanigera (long-tailed chinchilla), 2798 nucleotides long. RefSeq lists its product as uncharacterized. Lineage: Eukaryota; Metazoa; Chordata; Mammalia; Rodentia; Chinchillidae. The record is from RefSeq and is a predicted model, not a curated record.